UUGCGAUCGUGUAGUAUGUGAGAAAUUUUUUUUCCGUUCCGCCGUCCGCGCUCUCUUAACAUCGGUACACCGUAACUGUAUAAUAAUAAUUAAUAUCGUUAUCUAUACCGUCUCACGGCGACAACGAUACUAAUAUUAUUAUAGUUUUGUUGCAACAACCGCGAUAUUACAAUAUCGCCGUUAUCGGGACAUCGCCGCCGUUGCCGUCCGUGCCUAGCCUGUUCCUAGGAUUUCGAACAGAACAUCGUAUUUACAAGUACGCCAAGUACAAUAUUUUCCGAUCGUUUCGUUCCUCGGUCCGUCGCGUAUCGAUUCCGCGCCCCGUCACUGCAGUAGUUACGCAACGCCUGUGCGGUUGUUUUUUCGUCGUCGCGUUGCCCGACUUUCGGUUGAAAACUUGUUUUUCCGGAUUUUUCGCCGCUCAAAAAAGUGAUCGAUUUUCAUGCGUAUCGACAGACUAAACUCGCAGUGUUAUCGCGUCAUGAAGUUUACUCGUCAAAUCGUCGACUGCUAGGAUAUAUAUACAGCAGUAAUCGUGAAAUCAUAUCACAGCCGCGCGAGCACUUUAAAGCGGCAUGGAAAUGGCUGCCGGCAUGGAAGUGGUCGGCGGUGCCGGUGCUCAUCAUCACCACCACCAUCAUCCGCACCACCGGAGUUGGUACGAGACACCGGCCGGGUCGUCGUCGUCGUGCCGGGACGAGCCUCUGGUGGCCGACAACAUGUCUGAUCACAUGAACUCGUUCUUCGCUCAUCACCACGUCAGCGCGCUGGACGCCCACCCCGCAGCCAGGGACUACCAUCAUCACCGGGCAGCAGCGGCAGCCACGGCCGCUGCCGCGGCGCCAUAUCACCGCGAUUCCCUCACCGUCACCGCCCGCUACUAUCACCAGCAGAUCCACUCGCCAUUCGCACCACCUCCGCCGACGUCGUCGCACGGAUCGUCGAGAAACAUGUGUAGACCGUCUCACUUUUCUCAUCCGGCCGCCGCUUGGUUGAACGGCGGCAACAACAAUAACAAUAACAACAACAACAACAACAACAACGGCAACAACCAGUUGGACACCAAAAUGCAAUCGUCGUCGCCCGGGGGCGGUUGGUAUUCGUCGUCGCCAACAGUGCAAGACGACUCGCCAUCGGCGGUCGCCUCUUCGUCCAAAGACAUGCAACAUUCCGGCGGAGGUGGUGGCAACAACGGUGGCGGCGGCGUCGGCGGCGGACACCCGAUGUUCACGUUCCCGCCGACACCGCCCAAGGACAGCACGCCCGACUCGAUGACCACCGCCACGACGACGGCCACGAGCUCGUCGUCGUCGUCGUCGUCUUCGAACAGCGCGGCGGCCGCGGCGGCUGCUGCAGCCACUGCCUACUCCAUAGCGUCCAUGGGAGUAUUCCUGCACCCGGACAACCAUCAAGGAUGUGGCGGAGGUGGCGGAGGCGGAGGCGUUGGAGUCCAGGACGUGAAGCCGUCCAUGCUGGUGGCCGGUGGCUCGUCGUCCAAACAGCGCGAAGGUACCUCGUCGUCGAGCGGCGCCACGUCGCCCGGCAGCUCGACGUCUGCCUCGUCCUCGUUUAACGCGUACCACCUGAACCACCAUCAUCACCACCUCGGAGGCGGCGGCGGCGGUCAACACGAACCGGCCGCCGGCACCGCCGCCCCGACGUCCUCGUCGUCCUACACCCAUUAUCCCUAUCACCAUCACCAUCACCACCAUUCGGCUAUCGCUCCCGCCGUUUUUUCGCCCGCCAAACACCCCUCGUCCUCAUGCCAUUCGCCCGGCACCAACGCCAUGAAAAACUCCUCGUCCUCGUCUUCCAGAAAUAAGUCUAGGACCAGCGCCGAAGGACGAGAGUGCGUGAACUGCGGAGCCACGUCGACUCCAUUGUGGAGGAGAGACGGCACCGGACACUACCUGUGUAAUGCGUGUGGCCUCUACUAUAAAAUGAACGGGCAAAACCGGCCGCUGAUUAAGCCCAAGAGACGUCUGUCCUUGCAAUCGGCUGCCCGUAGAGCCGGGACGAGCUGUGCGAAUUGCAAAACGUCCACCACGACGCUGUGGAGAAGAAACCAAAACGGCGAACCCGUUUGCAACGCUUGCGGUCUCUACUACAAACUGCACAACGUUAACCGGCCGUUGACGAUGAAAAAAGAAGGCAUACAGACACGGAACCGGAAACUGUCGUCCAAGUCAAAGAAGAAGAAGGGUUCGAUAGUCGGUGGCCUGGGUGGAGGAAUUGGUGGUGGCAUCGGCGGAGGUGGUGGUGGAGGCGGUGGUGCUUGCCUGUCGCUAUCCGGAAUGAUGCGCGGCGAUGGCACCGGCGCCGGUUACCAUCACCCGGCGUCCGCGGCCCUGCACCCGCACCCCGCGGCAAUGAGCCACUACCAUCACCACGCGGCCGCUGCGGCCGCGGCCAUGUACCACCAUCACCAUCACCAGGCCACGCAGCCAGCCGCACCCACCGCGCCCAUACACCCGCACCACCAUCACAUGGCGUCGCUCACUGGACUUGGGUUGCCCACAUCGUCAAACGCAAUGGCUAGUUGGAGAUCCGAGUACGCGUGAUUAUUGGAUUUGCCGUUCCCCGGGCACUCUAACCACAGCAGGGUCGGCGAAUGACAAACAUUAGUACUAUAUAUUAUUAUUAUUAUUAUUAUUAAUACUACUAUCAAUAUUAUUAUCAUCAUUAUUUUAUAAUAUACAUAUUAUUACAUAAUAUACAUAUAUACUCAUAGUUCCUAUUAAUAUUCCCGUUAAAAAUGAGAAGCUGAAAAAAUACAAACACUCUCUCACACACACACACAUGUGCGCGCAAUCUCGCGUUCACAGAUGGCCAGUAUACAUAUUAUAAUGUUAUGUAUGUAUGUAUGUAUGUAUGUAUGUAUAUAAGUAUAUAGUCUUAAACGUUGUCGAGCAUUAUUAAACUAAUUAAAAUUAUAUACAUUAUAUUGUUUUGUUUCGCAUAUCGAUAAUAAUAUGACGACCGUCGUGAAUUUUUCUACAAGAAUAUACUAUUUAUGUAUUGUUUCUUAAUUUUUUUUCUUCUAAUUUUAAAACUUGAAAAAACUACAAAAAAAUAUAAAAUAUAUACAAAGGUGAAAUAUAAACGUUCAUUUCUCUUUUCGCCUAUAAUGCCCAUUUAUACAUAUUAUACGACGGCAAUGUAGUGUUUACUCGAAACAACCAGUUUUUAUUUUAUUUUUAUUUUUUUGAAACGUGCGUACAACGUCUACAUCAAUGUAAAAUGCAUAUUUUAUACAAAAAAAAAAAAAUAAAAACAAAAAAUAUAUAUAUA
This is a messenger RNA of Rhopalosiphum maidis (corn leaf aphid), 3291 nucleotides long. It is a transcript of the gene grn, whose product is annotated as GATA-binding factor C. The record is from RefSeq and is a predicted model, not a curated record. Gene Ontology annotation, cellular component: nucleus. The transcript has 7 exons. Gene Ontology annotation, molecular function: DNA-binding transcription factor activity, RNA polymerase II-specific; zinc ion binding; RNA polymerase II cis-regulatory region sequence-specific DNA binding. The coding region runs from base 576 to 2561 and encodes 661 amino acids. Gene Ontology annotation, biological process: cell fate commitment; positive regulation of transcription by RNA polymerase II; negative regulation of transcription by RNA polymerase II. NCBI's taxonomy places the organism in Eukaryota, Metazoa, Arthropoda, Insecta, Hemiptera, Aphididae.